GGUUACCACCACCAAAAAAUUCGUACACCCCUUUCCUUGCUUUACGGACUUUUGGUCGCUAAAGAAUUGCUAAGAAAAUAGUAAUUUUUUCAUUCUUAUACCUUUUUUCAUAGAAAACCUGAAAAUGGCAGAAGAACACGGAAAUCUUCAAAAGCUCUCAAGCUCGAUUUCUAAACUUGAGGAUGCUUUUAAACUGGCUUUGGGAGCAUGCCAAGAUAUCAAGGAAUACCUCCCAGUUCUCAUUGCUGAAAAGGGGGAUGUUAGUAAACCCCAAGGAAAGGCUAGCAAGAACGAAAACUCCAAGCAAAAUGUUAACAAAGAAUCAUCCACAGCAGCUGCCAAAGAUACUACUACUGUAGAAGCACCAGUCCCUUCUAUUUCCGCUGUGCAAGCUGGUUCUUCUGUAAACGAACCUGUGGCUAGUGUUUCCCCUACUCCCAACAAGCGUAAAACCAGAGACCCAGCUCAACCAAAGCGUCCCCCUACAGCUUAUAACUUGUUUCAAAAGAGCCAGCGUUCUGAAAUUAAAGAUUCUUUGGGUGAAAAAGGAAAUGAUGUGAAGGAAGUUAACAAAGCAAUGCACGAAAAGUGGACGUCUUUAAGCGAAACUGAUCGCAAGCCUUUUGAAGAAGAAGCCUCAAAACUUCGUGAAACUUAUGAAGCUGAAAUGUCUGCUUUCCAAGCUUCUAGAGAAUCUGUUUCUUCUCCCGCUCCUGCAGCAGCUGCCGAUGGUGAAUCACAAGAAGCAAACUCAAUUGCUGUCUCCAUGCCUACCACUCCUGCUAAUAACAAUUAUAUUGAAUUUUCUGAAACCAGACCUUUAGCACAGGCAUCAAUGUCAUCUCCAAUCACUGCUUCUAGAAAACAAAAUAAGAAGAAGCGUUCAAGCAACAACGCUGCUGCCGAAUCUCAAACCCAACCAGAUGACGCAUCUACAAGUGCUGAGAAGGCUGAACCUAAUCCUUCUCCUUCUGCUGGGAAGCGAGAUAAGAAGAAACGCCGUAAAAGCUCUGUAAAUCCUAACAGUGCUCCAACUGCCGCUACAGCUUCUAUUUAAUCGGUUUUAAAAGUUCCUCGAUGGGGAAUUUUUGUAUAACACUCGGCUAUUUUAAUUUCUUACAACUAGAACUUUAUUUGCUAAUGUUACGUUUUUAGCGUACAGGAAAUCUUUUCAUAGGUUUUUAUCAUUUUGUAUAUAUCAAUUGUCCACAAACCAACUUUGCGGCCCUUAAUUACUAAGACUUACUUUAGCUUUUAAUUUCUGUAAAGUACGUAUGCUUUAUGGUUUGUUAUUGAUUAGUGAUAUUCUUGUGUUUUUAUGAAGGAUCUGGUUGCGCUCAUCUCCGUAUUUAU
Messenger RNA from Schizosaccharomyces cryophilus OY26, 1353 nucleotides. RefSeq names its product HMG box protein. Bases 125 to 1057 code for a protein of 310 amino acids. The transcript is spliced from 2 exons. NCBI's taxonomy places the organism in Eukaryota, Fungi, Ascomycota, Schizosaccharomycetes, Schizosaccharomycetales, Schizosaccharomycetaceae. The record is from RefSeq and is a predicted model, not a curated record.